This is a messenger RNA of Nicrophorus vespilloides, 1803 nucleotides long. RefSeq lists its product as uncharacterized. The record is from RefSeq and is a predicted model, not a curated record. The transcript is spliced from 4 exons. The coding region runs from base 1334 to 1747 and encodes 137 amino acids. NCBI's taxonomy places the organism in Eukaryota, Metazoa, Arthropoda, Insecta, Coleoptera, Silphidae.
ACAGCCAAACGGCUAAAACCACAGGUUUCUUCUCACCCUCAACACUAUUUACGUACUUUAAAAACAAUUAUAUAUAUAUACAAGAAUGGUUCGCAACUUUGUCAAACAACAAUACACGUAAUUCGAUAAUAUAAAUCGCAUAAAUAUAUAUACAUGUAUGCAACCAAACAAACGUAUUCAUGCAUGGUACAAGUAUACAAGGUUGCAGCGAUAAUCGAGAAUCACCAAGUAGCAAUCCAUGAAAUGAUAAAAUUCAUAACAUUGACAGCUGUCACAUUGGCACACUUGAUCAAAUUGAAUUCGAAUCUCUAUUCUCGCACCUUGCAUAAUUGUACCAUGAACCCAAUCCGAACCGUCCUUAAUAAUAAUAAUAAUAAUGUCAUCGAUGUAUGUCACUCUCUGUUUGUUCGAUCUUUGCACCAAACAACGAACGAACGAAUAUAGAUCGAUAUUAUCGUUUGUUCUUCGCGCGAUAACCGCGAUUCGCACUGAACCGUUCGCUCUAGUUCCUUCAGUAUAAAAACCUCUUGCAUCCAUUCGUGCACUUGCAUAACUCUUUUUGUUGUUGUUAAGCAUGAAGUACUUCUUUGCGUUCGUCAUUCUCGCCCUGUGCGCGAUCGCCACCAUCGCCCAGCUAAAUUCGAAGAAAAUGUACAUGAGCGAGCCGUCGCCCGAAAGUGAGGAGUUAUUGACUUCUGAGGAGAGAUCGUAUUCGCGAUUCGAUCAAGAUUCUAUCCCAAUGACACGAUAAUCAGAGGGUAAAACGUAACUUUUCACUUCUCUCUCUUUUUCCACUUUGUAAUUAAGAUACGCUGCAAAAACAAAUACAAUACAUUUUAUAAUUCAUGUGAUUGCACAGACACAUUUUUAUUAUUUACCGGUUACACAAAUCCAUCCUGCACUCACCGUUUUCAUGUAUCCUAUUCGCACACGAAAUUACAAUUGAAUACAACAACAAAUUAGACUUAUUCUUAUAACUUUAAUCUGAAAUUUGAUCAACUUUCUUACGAUUUUCUCUUAUUCUAAACGCAAUUAGUGAUUGUGUGCAUCUAUUUCUUGCAAAUGUAAGUGUACCAACCAUUUCCUAAUGAUUGCUCAACGUUAACGUAAAAUGAAGAAGGAGAAAAAAACGAUUAAGCGCAUCGCCGUUAUAUUUUUGGAUUCAGAUUAGAGCGAAGAACAAAGGAAAUUAUCGAAAUUUGAAAAUGCAUUAGUGAUCGUUUUAGACUAAUCACCGGUGGAGCGCGUAUAAAAGACUCGGCGAUCGAAGAAUUGUGUAUCAAACAGUCGUCAGAAGUCCAUCCAAAUACCAACAACAACAACAAUAAUAACCAUGAAGUGCUUCGCUCUGAUCUUCAUCGCCGUCUUCGUCCUGGGUCAAACCCACGGUGGCGUCAUCGACAGUAGGCGCGUGUCAGUCGCGACUGGUGAUGAGCAAUUGAAAACGACUGCAGCCGAAACCGUCAGCAACUUGGCAGGCGUUGACCGUGACGAACGGCAACUGUUCGGUCUGCCCGUCCUCAGCCAAUCGGGUGCUAGCUCGCAAAGCCUAGGCGCCAGUUUGGGCGGUCUCCUGAAUCUGGGACUGAGCCAAUCGCAAGCGUCCUCCGCGGCACUGGCCGGCGCCGGAACCGGAGCGAGCAGCAACUCCAAGGCCACCUCGAUCGGCGCCGGAAUCGCCGGCUUCAACCUGCUGAACCUCGGCGUCAGCUCCAGCUCCAGCAAUGCCCAGAGCUUCUCCUAUUAGUACAAUAACUGAAUACAACACAGCGAUUUGCAAUUACGACAACACGAAUAUACUUU